GUCGAAAAAGAAGAAAACGACGUGACUGUUGUGGAAAUGGAAGAGAUUCCAGAACAAUCGCCACCAUCCAGUUCACAAUGCGCUCUUUGCACAUGCAGUAUUCCUGUUAAGUUAUCGUACAGCACUAAAAACUCAAAACAGAUCAACAAGUCAUACUGUUUUAGUGAUGUUUUGAUCCUUGAGCAGUUUAUGCGAGAAGAUGGCACCGUUCUUCCCCGCCAACUUACUGGGCUGUGUAAGAAACAGCAGUUGCGGCUUGAAAGAUGUGUCAUGCAAGCACACUGGGCUGGGCUCUUCCCAGACAAGACCAUUCCCGACUUCGAUAGGACUGGAUAUAAGCGAUUCAACAGAUAUUGGAACGAUGACAUGGAUAUGUAUCGAUUGAAAGAGAAACGAGAACCUGGUACCUGGUACUAUAUCAAACGGUAUCCAACGGGAAACCAGCCAGUACCUCAUAGGAAAGUCAAAAGACACUAA
This is a messenger RNA of Haemonchus placei, 477 nucleotides long. NCBI's taxonomy places the organism in Eukaryota, Metazoa, Nematoda, Chromadorea, Rhabditida, Trichostrongylidae. The record is from the annotation of a GenBank genome assembly.